AUGGUACAUUCCGGUGUGACGUGGUUGCAGGUUGGCCGAUUAUCGUAAACAACAAUAAUAAUUAUUCUACGCAAACUGACCGCGGGAUAUUUCUUUCCCGAUCAACUGUCGCCAAAAAUCAACCUGCGUUACAAUCGACGUAAAUCAUGGGGCUGCUUGCAAAGACCGGAGGGCUUCGAAUGUCCGCCGAAAAGCAGGAAACUCUCCUCAAAUUGUCUAUCCUCUCGAUUGCUGCCGUACUCUCAUUUGCGACUCGUCUCUUUUCCGUCCUAAGGUUUGAAAGUGUUAUCCACGAGUUUGACCCCUACUUCAACUAUAGAACAACCAAGUUUCUCGCCGAGGAAGGAUUCUACAAUUUUCACAACUGGUUCGAUGAUCGAGCUUGGUAUCCCCUUGGCAGGAUAAUAGGAGGAACGAUCUACCCGGGUCUGAUGGUGACGUCAGCAGCUCUCUACCACCUGGCUUGGCUGCUGAACAUAACUAUCGACAUUCGCAAUGUCUGUGUAUUCUUGGCUCCGUUAUUUUCGAGCUUUACGACAAUUGUAACAUAUCUUUUAACCAAGGAGCUAAAGGACUCUGCUGCCGGACUCGUUGCUGCAUCCAUGAUUGCCAUCGUGCCUGGCUACAUAUCGCGAUCGGUAGCAGGAUCAUACGACAAUGAAGGGAUAGCGAUAUUCUGCAUGCUAUUCACCUACUACAUGUGGAUAAAGGCGGUCAAAACCGGGGCAAUAUUCUGGUCGUCAUUGGCUGCUCUUGCCUACUUCUACAUGGUGUCUUCGUGGGGUGGAUACGUCUUUCUUAUCAACCUGAUCCCGCUCCAUGUCUUGACGUUGAUGGCAACUGGUCGUUUCUCGCACAGGAUAUACGUCGCCUACAGCACGUUAUACUGCGUCGGCACAGUUCUCUCAAUGCAAAUAUCGUUCGUCGGUUUUCAGCCUGUUCAGAGCUCUGAACACAUGCUUGCUCUCGGUGUAUUUGGACUUUGUCAAAUUCAUAGCCUAGUCGAUUAUCUGCGCAGCAAAAUGUCCCAGAACGACUUUGAGCUGCUCUUUAAGGCUCUUGUCUUCUCCAUGGUCAUCACCUCCUUUGUCGUUGGCGGAGCUCUCACUAUUACAGGAAAAAUUUCGCCGUGGACCGGCCGUUUCUACUCGCUCCUUGACCCGUCGUACGCCAAGAAUCACAUUCCGAUAAUCGCGUCAGUCUCCGAACAUCAACCGACAUCGUGGAGUUCGUUUUACUUCGAUCUCCAGAUACUGGUGUUCCUCUUUCCAGCCGGGUUGUACUUCUGCUUCUCCAAAUUGACUGACUCUAAUAUUUUCCUUAUUCUCUACGGAGUGACAAGCAUCUACUUCGCUGGAGUUAUGGUCCGACUCAUGCUGGUCCUUGCACCUGUUAUGUGCAUUCUAUCCGGUAUCGGAGCGUCUUCAAUGCUUCUAACUUAUAUGAAGCAGAUUGAGAGCAGUAAAGUUGUCGACAAAAAAUCCAAAAAGUUUGAAAACAAUUAUGUGCUCAAAAGCGAGAUCGCAACCCUGUUCGUCGCCGUUAUGUGCUUCCUCUUCGUGUCCUACACGCUCCACUGUACCUGGGUAACCGCCGAGGCUUACAGCUCUCCGAGCAUCGUGUUGUCUGCCCGAUCGCCAGAUGGCGGUCGAAUGAUUUUCGACGAUUUUAGGGAGGCUUAUUAUUGGCUGAGGAUGAACACUCCUGAGGAUGCGAAGGUAAUGUCAUGGUGGGAUUAUGGCUACCAAAUAACCGCUAUGGCGAAUCGGACGAUACUCGUCGACAAUAAUACUUGGAACAAUACGCACAUAUCAAGAGUCGGCCAAGCAAUGGCCAGCUCUGAGGACAAGGCCUAUGAGAUAAUGAGGGAGCUCGACGUCGACUACGUUCUCGUUAUUUUUGGCGGAUUGACCGGAUAUUCGUCAGAUGAUAUAAACAAGUUCCUAUGGAUGGUGAGGAUCGGUGGCAGCACCGACAAGGGUAAACAUAUCACGGAAUGGGACUAUUACAGUCCAGCCGGUGAAUUCAGGGUUGACAAAGAGGGAUCUCCGGUCCUGCUAAACUGCCUUAUGUACAAGAUGUGCUAUUACCGGUUCGGCCAGGUUUACACCGAAGGAGGAAAACCCUCGGGAUAUGACAGAGUUAGGAACAUGGAGAUUGGAAAUAAGGACUUUGAACUGGACGUCCUCGAGGAAGCUUACACCACAGAGCACUGGCUGGUCCGAAUUUACAAGGUCAAGGACUUACGGAACAGAGGAAUUUGAAGUCGAGGUGAAGCUCGUUCUACUAUACUAAGAGUAAUUAUAAUAAUAAGAAGAAGGCGAAGAAGAUUAAGAGAAGAAGAUAUACAAUACGUAUACACAAAAGAAAAGCAUGCACAUGACCUAAACAUCGGUUUAAUUUCCAUACAAAUGUUGAAAAACGGAGCUUUAGUCGUUAACUUUUUCUUUUAUAUUCGGUAGAUAGUAAAGAGAGAGAGAGAGCGAGAGAGAGAGAAAUAGACAGCGAAUAAGAGCGAGUGUAAGAGAGAAUGGGAAAGCAACAGAGAUCGAAAAUCGACUUAGGAGUAACGCGUUUUUCAACGGGCGUCGAAUUAAAUACCUAACUAAAUACAUAAUUGCAUACGCGAUGAAAAAUAAUAAUGUAUAAAGUAUAAAUUUUUAUAAAAAGCAUGGGAAACA
Molecule: messenger RNA, 2681 nt
Organism: Diprion similis
Lineage: Eukaryota; Metazoa; Arthropoda; Insecta; Hymenoptera; Diprionidae
Gene: Stt3A
Product: dolichyl-diphosphooligosaccharide--protein glycosyltransferase subunit STT3A
Exons: 12
Coding region: 147-2264 (705 amino acids)
Biological process (GO): post-translational protein modification
Cellular component (GO): membrane
Molecular function (GO): dolichyl-diphosphooligosaccharide-protein glycotransferase activity
Source: RefSeq, a predicted model, not a curated record